Ceratosolen solmsi marchali is the source of this 951-nucleotide messenger RNA. RefSeq names its product transmembrane protein 177. Lineage: Eukaryota; Metazoa; Arthropoda; Insecta; Hymenoptera; Agaonidae. The transcript has 2 exons. Bases 1 to 945 code for a protein of 314 amino acids. Gene Ontology annotation, cellular component: membrane. The record is from RefSeq and is a predicted model, not a curated record.
AUGGCCAGGAAUAUUAGAUCAAAUUUUAAUAAUAAAAUCCCACUCAUAGCAACAGCUUCUGUAAUCACUGCAACCGUUGGCUCAUUAUUAAUUGAAUUUUUACCACAUUCAAUAUAUCUUGAGAAAUAUAAAAAACUAUUUCACCUCCAGAAAUACGGGGAUCCUGUAUUAUUGACAAAAAAGAUUGAAAAUUUAUAUAACGAAGUGUUAAAUGAUCUCAAUAUUGUAGACAAACCAAAAAACUUGUAUCGUCCAUUUCCUUGUAUAGGAUUUAAUGUGUGUCAAGCAGGAUUGAAUACAAAUAAGUUUGGAUCGGUAAUUGGCUUACCCGUUAAUUAUGCAUAUGAAGAUAGAUCUUCCGUAGAUGUAUUACAAUUACGAUUAGGUUAUAAACAAGAAAAAUUAAAUGUAUAUCAUCCAGCUGCGAGUAGCUUAGUAGACUCAUUAUUAUUGUCAGAUAAAGCUAAAAAGUUUGGUAUCGCAAGAGAAAUAAUGAUGAAUCAACAAAAUCUGCAAUUGUAUCGCUGCAUGGAGACACCUUCCAUGAUCUUAGCAACAGCUUUUUGCUGCGAGUAUGCAAGGAUUCAGCUAGCUAGAAGUGUAUCAUUAACAUUAAAAUUUUCAGUCUAUGGAAUAAUAACAUUAGUAGGAUACGGAAUUUGGUUUCAAAUUAGAGAUGGUCUGAAUACUUAUUAUGAAAAAUUAGUAGAUAAAAAUUUGGCGGAGCUUAAUUUAGAUUAUGUGGAGGGUGGAAAAGAAUUUUACGAAAAACAGUUACAAAAAAAUAUUGCACUUCGAGCUCUGUUAGGGGAUCGCGGAGUCAAAGAAUAUAAUAAAGAUGGGGAUGAAAUAAUUACCAUUCGUCGUAAACGCACACCACUAACGGAAAGAAAACAAUUUUUCAUUGAUUUUAUAUUAUCACAGAAACAGCAGGAAGCCGUAUAAUUAAUU